This is a messenger RNA of Aspergillus japonicus CBS 114.51, 1389 nucleotides long. Its product is annotated as ESCRT-III subunit protein VPS24. Gene Ontology annotation, biological process: late endosome to vacuole transport; endosome transport via multivesicular body sorting pathway; protein transport. Gene Ontology annotation, cellular component: multivesicular body; ESCRT III complex. Lineage: Eukaryota; Fungi; Ascomycota; Eurotiomycetes; Eurotiales; Aspergillaceae. The coding region runs from base 334 to 1020 and encodes 228 amino acids. The record is from RefSeq and is a predicted model, not a curated record. The transcript is spliced from 2 exons.
GUGCCAGGCACCCCAAUAGCGAUGCGAACGACAAACAACAUUCGACCUGACAAAAAUAAUUCUAUAGGAUUCUCUUGUGGCUUCUGGCGGUGACCCUCUCUAUUGAAUCAACUUUUGUCUGUCUUUCCUGCAGCCUGACCCGGGGAGACUCGCAAAAGAUCUCCCUCCUAUACCCCGCCCUGCUGCCAAGGUCUCCGGAUAAGCCUUCGAGUUUCCUCCUGAUAGACGCCUGUUCCACUCUUACUCAGCCCAGAAGCAUCGGCCAUCAACAUACACCUGCAGUACAUCUCCACAGGACUCACUCAGUUGCGGUAGCUUUGAAGAUAUUUCAACAUGGAGACCCUUAAGGCUGUCUUCUUCGGCCCCGAUCCUCAAGCACAGAUGAGGAAAUGCAACCAGCUCAUCCGUGCCAAUACCCGUCAAUUAGACCGUGACAUCUCCCAACUCAAGACCCUGGAAAGCAAAACACGACAGCACAUCGUAAGUGCAUCUCGACGAGCCCAACGCAACCCCUCCCAGGCGAAGCAGGCCAAUAUGGAAGCCAAGACCUUUGCGCGAGAACUUGUUCGGAUUCGAAAGCAGUCGACCCGGCUACACACUAGCCGAGCUCAGCUGCAGAGCGUCCACAUGCAGGUCAAUGAGGCAUUUUCGGUGCGCAAGAUUCAAGGGAGUCUGAAGAAGUCGACGGGAAUCAUGAAGGAUGUCAACACCCUCGUCCGUAUGCCUGAACUGACAGCCACAAUGCAACAAUUGUCAACUGAACUGGUGCGCGCCGGGAUCAUUGAGGAAAUGGUGGAUGAUGCGAUCCCAAAUAAUGAAUUGCUCGAAGACGAGGAGGAUGAGGCUGAGGAGGAAGUGGACAAAGUCUUGCAGGAGAUUCUCCAGGGCAAGUUGUCUCAGGUGGAGGGUGUCAGGCCCGAACAGCCUUUGGAAGAAGCUCCGGAGCCCGAAGACGAGCUCGAGGACCAAGAAGCGACUCUUGCACAAAUGAGAGGAAGACUGGAAGCCCUGAAGAGUUGAACAGACAACGUGAACUUACUCAUCAUGGUUUAGGAUGGCUUUAAUGCAUGCGCCUGCUCGUUCUUUCUCUUUCUUUACAUACUUUCAAUCAGUCUUAGAUGGCGUUCGAUUGGACAGGGCGCGCCAGGCGUUUAUUUCUUGAUCUCUGUUAUUCAUUUUGAUAUUGGGCAGGCCCCGGCUUCUGGAGCUUCGACUACAUUGCGUUGUCUUACUAUACCGCGCAACACUAUGGUUCGAUUGAGUGACCAUGUGUGUCGUAUACAAAUGUUAUGAGAUUAUCCAUUUGCAUUAUCAUCGGGCCGUUGCUUCUUUCAUCCUGGUGUUUGGGCAGCAGUGAGUAGCUUUGGCAUAAUCAGAGUCUGAACAUAA